ACUACAGCUCCCAUCAGCCUUCCGCUGCAGAGCCUGCGCGUGCGCGGGGGGCGGGGCAAGCAGGCGGGGCGGGGCUCCCCCUCACCGCGCUCUCGGAUUGGCGCCUGGCCCGUCCCUGUGCAAGAGGAGGACGUCUUUGCUUCGUGCGCAUGCGCCAGCAGCAGGCUGGCUAUUACCGCGCGCCUGGCGUGGAGGGGAAAGAAGACAUCAUGGUUCAACUGGGGCACCUCCUCAUGAAACACUACCACAAGGCCCGCCUCGUCGUCCGCCUUGGCCUCGGAGGCUGCACCAACAGGCCGUUCUAUCGGAUCGUGGUCGCCCACAACAAGCGGGCCCGGGACGGCAAGUACUUUGAGCAGGUGGGCUGCUACGACCCGCUCCCCAACAACCAGGACGAAAGGAUCGUAGGCGUGAACUUCGAGCGGCUCAAAUACUGGAUUGCAAACGGUGCCCUCCUCACCAAACCCGUCGAGAAACUCCUGGGGCUUUCUGGAUUCUUCCCCCUCCAUCCUAUGACGAUCACAAACGCCGAACGGAGCAUGAAGCAGAAAGCCCUGCAGGCCGAGGCUGCCGCUGCCGCCCCCACUCCAGAAGAGACCACGGCUGUGAAAGAAUAAAAGUGCAGAGUGGGCCAACUGCCUGAUGGCUCAAAGGACUUGGAUCUGGCAGGUAUAACAGGCCAACACCAGAGCAGACCGUAUCACCCGCCAUGCUGGAAAACCAAACAGAAACGGCUAGAAGUUUUCCAGACAUAUUAAAAAGAUCUUCUGUC
Molecule: messenger RNA, 772 nt
Organism: Hemicordylus capensis (graceful crag lizard)
Lineage: Eukaryota; Metazoa; Chordata; Lepidosauria; Squamata; Cordylidae
Gene: MRPS16
Product: mitochondrial ribosomal protein S16
Exons: 4
Coding region: 150-617 (155 amino acids)
Biological process (GO): mitochondrial translation
Cellular component (GO): mitochondrial small ribosomal subunit; ribosome
Molecular function (GO): structural constituent of ribosome
Source: RefSeq, a predicted model, not a curated record